AUGGCGGCUCCGCUAAGACCAAAACAACAACAAGCAAUAGCAUCAGCAGUUGUUCGCGAUACACUUUGUGUCUUACGGUAUACCGACAGGCAUGCCAGAGAUGGACUUGAACAUGGUACCAUACGGUACAUCCUUGUUCAUCCUGAACAAGCAUUCACCUCUGUGUUUAAGAAGUUUCUGAUGGAUGUCUCGACGGUUGUCAAUGUGUCACACAUUAUUGUCGAUGAAGCCCACUGCAUAUCGUCAUGGGGAGCUUCACAGUUUCAUCCAGCAUUUCUUAAAAUUGGAACUCUUCGUGUGAUCCUCACGGAUGCCAAAAUCUUAGCUUUAACUGCUACUGCGACGGAGGAAGCCCAAAAAUUCAUAAUGUCAUAUCUGAGUAUGUCAAAUGUGAACAUCAUAACCGAAUCGCCAGAUAGGAGAAAUGUAUUUUUGCAAGUUGAGGAGAGGUCUCCUUCAACUGGGGGUCAAAACAGUGCUGAAGAUUCUGUGUAUGCAGUUCUGGACAAAUUUCUGCAGGAACUUAAACUUAAAAAACAGAGUUUUGAGAAAACAAUAGUUUACCUCUCAUUAAAAUGGUGUGGCUUAGUCCAUCUUAGAGCAAAAAUCGUCUUUGAUAUGAAAACAAGCAUUGCUGAUGCUGACAGUUUAAUCGGACUCCUUCAAGCUACAGAAGCCUGUGGAAUGGGAGUUGAUAUUCCAGAUGUAAGACGCAUAGUACACCUCACCCCACCGAACAAUAUUAAAACAUUCAUUCAGCAAAUUGGUAGAUGUGGCAGGGAUGGAAGAAGAAAUGAAAGUUGUGUGAACUACAGCAAAAGUGACAUUGCAUCAAACAAAGUCAAUCUUAGUGACCAUGUGAGGAAGUACCUAUCCCUGGACAGCUGUAGGAGAAAGUUUAUUCUAAACUACUUUGGGCACAGUGAUGAAGUUGUCAGCGAGCAAAAUAUUGACAGUUGUGAUAACUGCAGUAAUUGUGCAAAAGUUUACUGA
Messenger RNA from Mya arenaria, 993 nucleotides. RefSeq lists its product as uncharacterized. The record is from RefSeq and is a predicted model, not a curated record. The transcript is spliced from 6 exons. Gene Ontology annotation, biological process: double-strand break repair via homologous recombination; telomere maintenance. Gene Ontology annotation, molecular function: nucleic acid binding; 3'-5' DNA helicase activity; four-way junction helicase activity. Bases 1 to 993 code for a protein of 330 amino acids. Gene Ontology annotation, cellular component: chromosome; nucleus; cytoplasm. NCBI's taxonomy places the organism in Eukaryota, Metazoa, Mollusca, Bivalvia, Myida, Myidae.